GCCAUGGAGGAGGCGCAGCGCAGGGCUCUGCGCAGGGCGCGGCCGCGGGCGGUGGCGGAGCUGCGGGUGGAGCCGCUGUGGGGGCUGCUGGAGGAGAGAGGGCUCUUCACCCGGCCCAUGAUCGAGGACUUGCAGAGUGCUGGCAGCCGAGCAGACCAAGCCAGGCAGCUGCUCAUCGACCUGGAGACUCGAGGGAAGCAAGCGUUUCCCCUCUUCCUCUCCAUCCUGCGGGACACGGAGCAGUGCAGCCUCGCUGAUGUCCUGCUGGAGGCGUCUGAGCACCCAUCGGCUGUGGCCCCAUCACAGCUGCAGGACCUGAAGCCUCUGCAGUUGGAGCUGCCUGGAGAAAAGCACAAAAAAGCUCUGAACUCCCUUGAACGUUUGUCCAUCCCAGUCCAAGCUGAGAGUGACAGACCUCAGACACUGCCCUCCCGGGGUUUGGCUGCUGGCAAGAGGAGCCACGAUCUGGUGUACGAGCUGCGAGGUGACCCCUGUGGAUACUGCCUGAUCCUCAACAACGUCACCUUCAGGCAGGGCUCAGGCCUCAGCACUCGGGUGGGCUCUGAUGUGGAUUGCCAGAAGCUGCAGAAGCGUUUCCAGGCUUUGUGCUUCCAGGUCCUGACCCGCAGGGAUCUGACAGCUCAGGAAAUUGUUUUGGAGCUGCAGGAGCUGGCACGGCAGGACCACAGUGCCUUGGACUGCUGUGUGGUGGUGAUCCUGUCCCAUGGGUGUCAGACCAGCCACAUUCAGUUCCCUGGAGGCAUUUAUGGAACGGAUGGAAAACCCAUUCCAAUUGAAAAGAUUGUGAACUAUUUCAAUGGGUCCCAGUGCCCAAGUUUGAGAGGAAAACCCAAACUCUUCUUCAUCCAGGCCUGUGGUGGAGAGGAAAGAGACCGAGGCUUUGUAGUGGAUUGUGAUUCACCUCCAGACAAGGCUCCUGGAGGUUCUUUGGAGUCAGAUGCGACUCCUUUCCAGGCUCCUCCAGGGAACGUGGAUGAGCUGGAUGCUGUAGCCAGCUUGCCCACCCCCAGUGACAUCUUGGUUUCCUACUCAACUUUUCCAGGUUUUGUCUCCUGGAGGGAGGCGUUGAGUGGCUCGUGGUACGUGGAGACACUGGACAGUGUGCUGGAGCAAUAUGCUUGUUCAGAAGACCUGCUGAACAUGUUACUGAGGGUGGCACACAUUGUCUCUGCCAAGGGCACAUUCAAACAGAUCCCAGGCUGCUUCAAUUUUCUCCGGAAAAAAUUCUUCUUCAUGUCCAAAUGAUGUGCAGGCUCCUUGGUCUCCACCUAGAGGGACAGUGAGGUGACACCUGCACCUGGGUGACACACAGGACUCUGUGAUGCUCCUGAUGGCCUCUGUCUUUCUAUCUUAUCAAGAUGUUUUGUCUUGAGAAACGUGGGCUGUGAACUUGGCUAAGGUGGAGAUGGGUGCUGUUCCCUGGGGAACCUCAGGGAUGGUGAAGGAAGCCCCCUGGCACAUGCCCACUGGGGCCUCCAUGCUGAUGGAAGCAUCUCUAGGUUGUCACUCCAUGGCUGUGCUUGGCCUCCAAGGAUCAUCUUCAGAUGCCUGCCAUGUUUUGUGCCCUUUGCUGAUAAGGACAUUGGGAUAAUGAGCUGAUGGACGCCAGGUCUGGCCCUGAAGUGGAACAGGAUGAUUUUUUGCAAAUUGUAUUUUUUGUUUUUAAUAAAAUGUCUUGAAAAUA
Calypte anna (Anna's hummingbird) is the source of this 1705-nucleotide messenger RNA. It is a transcript of the gene CASP9, whose product is annotated as caspase 9. Bases 4 to 1266 code for a protein of 420 amino acids. Gene Ontology annotation, biological process: regulation of apoptotic process; proteolysis; intrinsic apoptotic signaling pathway in response to DNA damage. Lineage: Eukaryota; Metazoa; Chordata; Aves; Apodiformes; Trochilidae. The transcript is spliced from 10 exons. Gene Ontology annotation, cellular component: cytoplasm. The record is from RefSeq and is a predicted model, not a curated record.